Orycteropus afer afer is the source of this 2015-nucleotide messenger RNA. RefSeq names its product EF-hand domain containing 1 (gene EFHC1). Lineage: Eukaryota; Metazoa; Chordata; Mammalia; Tubulidentata; Orycteropodidae. The record is from RefSeq and is a predicted model, not a curated record. Gene Ontology annotation, molecular function: alpha-tubulin binding; calcium ion binding. Gene Ontology annotation, biological process: mitotic spindle organization; mitotic cytokinesis; cilium-dependent cell motility. Gene Ontology annotation, cellular component: mitotic spindle; axoneme.
AUGGUGUACAACCCAGUCCAUGGCCUGCCCUUCCUCCCAGGCACGUCCUUUAAGGACACCACGAAAACAGCCUUCCAUAGAAGCCAGACGUUGGGCUACAGGAAUGGCUAUGCAGUUGUUCGACGUCCAACAGUUGGCAUAGGUGGGGAAUGGCUCCAGGUCAACCAGCUGUCCCAGGCUGAGCUCGAUGAGUUGGCCAAUAAGAGACCAGCAUUAACUUAUGGCCAACCUAAGCAAGCCCCACCUGCUGAUUUUAUUCCUGCACAUGUGGCUUUUGACAAAAAGGUUCUGAAAUUUGAUGCCUAUUUCCAAGAAGAUGUCCCUAUGUCAACUGAGGAACAUUAUAGGGUCCGUCAAGUGAACAUUUACUAUUAUCUAGAAGAUGACAGCAUGUCUAUUGUAGAGCCUGUUGUGGAAAACUCUGGAAUCCUUCAGGGCAAGUUAAUCAAACGCCAGCGGCUAACCAAGAAUGACCGAGGAGACCAUUACCAUUGGAAAGAUCUAAAUCGAGGAAUAAACAUCACAAUUUAUGGCAAAACCUUCCGCAUUGUUGACUGUGACCGAUUCACACAGGUAUUUUUGGAAAGUCAAGGAAUUGAAUUAAAUCCCCCAGAGAAAAUGGCUCUUGAUCCUUACACUGAACUCCGCAAACAGCCUCUUCGUAAGUAUAUCACCCCAUCGGACUUUGAUCAACUCAAGCAGUUUCUCACAUUUGACAAACAAGUUCUUCGAUUCUAUGCGAUCUGGGAUGAUACAGACAGCAUGUUUGGUGAAUGUCGGACCUAUAUCAUUCAUUACUAUCUUGUGGAUGAUACGGUGGAAAUUCGGGAGGUCCAUGAACGGAAUAAUGGGCGAGAUCCUUUUCCACUCCUGGUGAACAGACAACGCCUGCCCAAGAUUUUGGUAGAGAAUGCAAAGAACUUCCCUCAGUGUGUGCUAGAAAUUUCUGAUCAAGAAGUGUUGGAAUGGUAUACUGCCAAGGACUUUAUUGUUGGGAAACCACUCACUAUCCUUGGGAGAACGUUCUUCAUUUAUGAUUGUGAUCCAUUUACUCGACAGUUUUACAGAGAAAAGUUUGGAAUCACUGACUUACCAGUUAUUGAUGUGAGCAAGAAGGAACCACCACCUGUGAAACAGGAAUUACCUCCCUAUAAUGGUUAUGGACUAGUUGAGGAUUCUGCUCAGAAUUGCUUUGCUCUGAUUCCAAAAGCUCCGAGAAAAGACAUUGUUAAAAUGCUGGUGAAUGAUAACAAGGUGCUUCGUUAUUUGGCUGCACUGGAAUCCCCCAUCCCAGAAGACAAAAAUCGCCGAUUCAUCUUCUCUUACUUUCUAGCCACUGAUAUGAUCAGUAUCUUUGAGCCUCCCGUACGAAAUUCUGGAAUCAUUGGGGGCAAAUACCUUGGCAGGACUAGAGUUGUUAAACCAAACUCCUCAGUGGACCACCCUGACUACUAUGGUCCUGGUGACUUCUUCAUUGGUGCUGUGAUUGACGUGUUUGGCCACCGAUUCGUCAUCCUUGAUGUGGACGAGUAUGUUUUGAAAUACAUGGAGAGCAAUGCUGCCCUGUAUUCACCGGAAGCACUCUCAUCCAUUCAGAACCAUGUUCAAAAGAAAGAGCCUCCUGGACCAGAAUUGGAAAACAAGCAAACUGAAGAGGAUCCAGGCACGAGGGAACUGGAAGCAUUAAUAGACACAAUCCAGAAGCAACUGAAAGACUAUUCGUGUAAAGACAACAUUCGAGAGGCAUUUCAAGUUUAUGACAAGGAAGCUUCAGGAUAUGUGGACCGAGAGAUGUUCUUUAAAAUCUGUGAAUCUUUUAACAUCCCAAUUGAUGAUUCCUUGGUUAAGGAGUUAAUCAGGAUAUGCUCUCACGAAGAAGGCAACAUCAACUACUAUACCUUUGUUCGUGCUUUCUCAAACUGACAUGGCCAAUGAGAGAAUAGGAACAUUUGAAGUUGGAGCUACACUUGGAAAUCUACGGUGUUCUUCAUAGAGGCAUUUACAGAGCUCCUGAA